AAAUUCUUAAUAUUAGGUAUAAAUAUGAAACAAAAACUUGAAUUCAUGUUGUUACAACUCAUACAGACUAUAAUAUUGCGUCAAAUCUUGAAAUAUCUCGUACCGGAAGCUGCCCCGAGUGAUUGCACCACAAUGAGCAACUAUGAAUCACGAUAAUAUUCAUAUAAAGCUGCAUGUAUUAAGUUCAAACAUUAUACCUACAAUUACAAAAUGUUCAAAACACGACAAAGGAAAGUUUACCAAAGAUUUUGGCGAGAUUUUAGACGGACAAGAUAAAAAUUAUGCCGUAGUUUAGUUUAUUUUAAUAUAUCAAGUUCAUAUCAUGGCGACAUUAACUUACACUAGCUACCGCAAUAGGAAACGAAAUAUAUUCGACUAGACUAGCAGAAUGUGUAACGAUGUAAGUCGCGACGAUGCUGCGAAAUUACGUUUCAUAUCGAAACUAUCAGUCGUACUGAAGAGAGUCGACAAAAAGUGCCCAGAAACUACGAGAGAGUCCAAGAAAAACUCCGUUAAAGCAAAGUUCAAGCAAGAAUUGCGAGCCGUAGGCAAGGCAACGAGCAUAAAAGCCUCGGCGAAAACCGAAAUAGACGCCGUGAAAACGAAAUUAAAGAAAGAUCGCGAUGAACUAGUAAGCCAUUUUUACAAUAUUAUCGGCACAACGCGAGACGAGAAUCGCUUCUGCAGUUUUACGGACUCGAAUAUAGCUACUACCUCCUCUGUCAGCAAUUCGGCCAGCGACUGCGAGCAAUGGCUAGACAGCUAUGAUCAAUCCUAUGAUUAUGAUUAUGAUUUAGAAUUUUGUGGACGCAAAACCUCAGAUUUUUGUGGAACGAAACGCCGGCAACGAUAUAAUUCUAAGCGUGAAAAAGAAUUUCAUGAUCGGAGAAACCAAAACAUUUUCUUAAGAAAAGAGCAUAAAAAAGCUUCCCGGAAUAAAUUUUAUAACGAACGAAAGAAACGGUUGGCCUUAGAUCGCAAAGCGGCUAGCAAGUCAAAAUUGGAAGAUCUUGGAAUAAUAGUACAAGAACAUGAAACGUUUGACCCAGAAUACGAAUUCAUGUACUUGGAAAAUUCUACCGCAGAAGAGUUUGGACUCGACUUUGCACUCUGUGAAGAAAAUGCACCCGACGAAUUGCAAUCGGAUAUACUCGAUUUCCUGUUAGAAUUACAAGAUCGCGACAUCACGCCGGAAGAUUAUGAGUUUUUGUUGCGACUAGACGAAUCGGUGCCGACAAAAACGGUCCCCGACGAGCAUGUCGCUAGUUUAAAGACGGAUACUGUAUUAGAAUUACAUGUUGAUGAACAGUGCGGUGUUUGUAUGGAGAAUUAUGUGAUCGGAGAAACACGGAAGAUAUUGCCAUGUGAGCAUGUUUUUCACGCGAACUGUAUUGAGACGUGGUUAAGACACAACUCGACUAAAUGCCCUUUGGACAAUAUAGAGGUUUAAAUUAAUAAUUUAUGCAUGUAUACAUAGGGUUGCUUGAGUAAGGUUUUAAUAUAGUUUAGUUAAGCAUUUUGUAAAUAUUUUGAAGUAAGUCAAUAAUUAAUUAUUUUCCAACAAUUUUGUCUGAAUUUUAUUCUGUAAACCCGCAAUAGGGCAUUCGACCGUUACACACGCCAAAAUCUCACAUCUUGUAGCAAGUCUGCCAACAAGCCGUCAAUUACAAGUUGUGUUCGCACUGCUUGUCCCAAUUUGUGAACAAGUUUGUAACAAGCUGUUAACAAGUCGUUACAAGCUUGUUGAUAUUGUCAAACUUGUUGCAAGGUUGUUCCAACAAGUCCGAU
This is a messenger RNA of Paramuricea clavata, 1788 nucleotides long. The record is from the annotation of a GenBank genome assembly. Lineage: Eukaryota; Metazoa; Cnidaria; Anthozoa; Malacalcyonacea; Plexauridae.